Messenger RNA from Charadrius vociferus (killdeer), 1978 nucleotides. It is a transcript of the gene ENOX2, whose product is annotated as ecto-NOX disulfide-thiol exchanger 2. Gene Ontology annotation, cellular component: external side of plasma membrane; plasma membrane. NCBI's taxonomy places the organism in Eukaryota, Metazoa, Chordata, Aves, Charadriiformes, Charadriidae. The transcript is spliced from 14 exons. The record is from RefSeq and is a predicted model, not a curated record. Bases 176 to 1978 code for a protein of 600 amino acids. Gene Ontology annotation, molecular function: RNA binding; protein-disulfide reductase activity. Gene Ontology annotation, biological process: ultradian rhythm.
AAACCAUCUGUCCUUGGAUCCUGCCAGCAACAGCAAGUCUGUGCCGUUCGGCAGCGCUGCCAGCCCGCGGGUGUCGGAAAGCCCGGCCGAGAAUGGAAGCGAUCCGGGCAAGAAGAGGAAGAGAACAAACGUUCCUCCAGAUGGUGGCAGAAAUCUAAGCCUCAACUCCAUUUCGAUGGGCUUGCCAAUGUCCGACCCCGCUGCCUGGACCACUGCGAUGAACAACCUGGGGAUGGCUCCCAUGGGGAUGACGGGACAGCCCCUCCUGCCUGAUUUUGAUCCUGCUCUUGGGAUGAUGACUGGAAUCCCUCCGAUCAACCCCAUGAUGCCAGGCUUGGGGAUCGUCCCACCUCCCAUCCCCCCGGACAUGCCUGCUGUGAAGGAGAUCAUUCACUGCAAAAGCUGCACUCUCUUCCCACCUAACCCACAUCUUCCCCCUCCAGCAACAAGAGAGAGGCCCCCAGGGUGUAAGACAGUGUUUGUUGGAGGAUUACCGGAAAACGGAACAGAGCAGAUCAUUAUGGAAGUGUUUGAACAGUGCGGGGAAGUCAUAGCUAUUCGGAAGAGUAAGAAGAAUUUCUGUCAUAUCCGCUUUGCUGAGGAGUUCAUGGUGGACAAGGCGCUUUAUCUUUCUGGCUAUCGCAUCAGGCUGGGCUCCAGCACUGACAAGAAGGAUACCGGGCGCCUGCAUGUGGAUUUUGCACAGGCUCGGGAUGAUCUGUACGAGUGGGAAUGUAAGCAGCGGAUGCUGGCGAGAGAGGAGCGCCACCGCAGGAGGCUGGAAGAGGAGCGCUUCCGCCCGCCCUCCCCACCUCCCGUCGUCCAUUACUCUGACCACGAGUGCAGCGUUGUCGCUGAGAAGCUGAAAGAUGACACAAAAUUCUUGGAGGCCAUCCAGACCUUGCUGACCUGGAUAGAGCGCGGAGAAGUGAACAGGAGGACCGCCAACAACUUCUACUCCAUGAUCCAGUCGGCCAACAGCCACAUUCGCAGACUGGUGAACGAGAAAGCAGCUCACGAGAAAGAGAUGGAAGAAGCUAAAGAGAAAUUCAAACUCGCUCUCUCAGGGAUUCUGGUUCAGUUCGAGCAGAUAGUGGCCGUGUACCAUUCUGCCUCCAAACAAAAGGCUUGGGACCAUUUCACGAAAGCUCAGCGUAAGAACAUCAGCGUGUGGUGCAAACAAGCAGAGGAAAUUCGUAACAUUCAUAAUGAUGAACUAAUGGGUAUUCGAAGAGAGGAGGAAAUGGAAAUGUCUGAUGAAGAAAUAGAAGAUCCAUCAGAGAUGAAAGAAACGGAAGAAUCAGCACUGGUAUCACAGGUGGAAGCCCUGAAAGAAGAAAACGACAGUCUGCGCUGGCAGCUGGACGCCUACCGCAACGAGGUGGAACUGCUAAAGCAGGAGCAAGGCAAAGCGAGCAGGGAUGAAGACACAACCAAGGAGCAGCAGAUGAAGCUUCUCCAGCAGGCUCUGCAGGGGAUGCAGAAGCAUCUUUUGAAAGUACAAGAUGAAUACAAAAAGAGAGAAGCUGAGUUGGAAAAAGUGAGAGAAGAGAAACUAAAAAUAGAGACAUUAUUAGAAAACCUGAAGGAGCAGCAAAGCAUAGCGGAUGAAGAGGACAAGGAGAGAGAUGCAAUUGAUUGUCAAGGGAAUGAGAGCAGUACGUCCAGAGUUUGUGCAUGCAGCCAGGAGAAGGAAUGUCCGGUUGAGAAGACGUUGAGCAAUAGUCCUGUGAAGUCUGAACGAGAAGUUCUCUUAGUUGGAAUAAUUUCAACGUUUCUUCACGUGCACCCAUUCGGAGCGAGCAUAGAGUACAUCUGUUCCUACCUGCAGCGCCUGGACAGCAAAAUUUGCACUGCGGAAGUGGAAGUUCUCAUGACUCGACUCCAGAACACGUUCCGGCAGGAGCUGAGCGGGGUUGGGGCCAGCCUGGAGAAAAGGUGGAAGUUUUGUGGCUUUGAUGGACUGAAAAUGACUUGA